Metopolophium dirhodum (rose-grain aphid) is the source of this 2539-nucleotide messenger RNA. RefSeq lists its product as uncharacterized. The coding region runs from base 1064 to 2257 and encodes 397 amino acids. The record is from RefSeq and is a predicted model, not a curated record. Lineage: Eukaryota; Metazoa; Arthropoda; Insecta; Hemiptera; Aphididae. The transcript is spliced from 10 exons.
AAGUAUACACAUAUUGAACAUGCAUGCGAUAAAACAUUUUAACUCAGCAAAUACAUUACAAUAUUUGAAAUUGUUAACUAAGACGUUUAAUAGAUAUCAUUUUGGAAUUUCAUAAGGAUGUUACAGAGUGAUAUCUAAUUAGGUGCUCAAAGUGAGUUAAGUUAACAUACUUAACAUUAUAACGUCGCUAUGUAUACUUAUUUUUAAUACGCAUGUGAAAUAUCAUUUUAACGUAGCAAAUACAUUACAAUAGUCGAAAUCUGUGACAUUUCAAUAUUUCAUCAUUAAAACGUUUAAUAGAUAUUAUUUAGCGAUGUCUUAAUAAGGUUACAGUUUAACAUCUACCCCGCAGUGGCUGCACACUGCACUGCUAUCAGACAUCAGGUACGCUUCAAACGAAUGCAAGGUAUACUGUAGCUGGUAAUAUACUUAAAUACGUAGUAUACAUAUAUCCUACGAUUAUACGCUAUAGUAUUAUUAUUAACUAUUAAGAUGUCCAGUCCGUGAUCCCAGUUAUGUCACCAGAAAGUAUUACAGUGUAACACUAUAAUAAUUAUUAUAAGUUAUAAGAGGUCACAAAUCCAGCGUGAUACUGUGAUCCAGUGAACAGUCCAAAUAUUAUAGCUGUUGGCUGUAUGAGACUAUUUUAGGAUAGCUAAUAGCAAUAUUCUAUAUCUAUUAAUAGUUAUAUUGGUAAGUUCCUAUAAUGAACAUCACAUAGAAGAUGAAAUUGUGUCGAUUGUGACAUUCACUUGGAAGGGCGGGGGCGGGCUAUACUGCAAUAACAAAUAAUUAUUGGUAUUUCCAGUAAUUGCAUGAUAAUGCUCAUGAAAGACCCUCGCUCUUUUUACGCGCGUUCAUUUUUCUUUGUGAAUUUGAUAUAGCCACAUCACACGUUUUAAUCUUACGAGCGUCAUUGCUCCGAAGUCCGGUUAUAGACAUGAGAGUACCUACAAUACGCGAAUGUGCUUUCGAAAUUAAUUAACAUUGUUUAAAUCACAAGAGUUGAAGACUGCAAGACGCGAGUGUGCUUUCGAUUACCUGAUUAACAUAUUGUAAAAUCAUGGCUGAAAAACAGUGGGUAGUUGGCCUAUUUGAAGAAGAAAAUAAAUUUUCAGUGAUACCCAGUAAUUGGAUUGUACAACUAGGUAACACUACAUUUUGUCAGUGGCCUAAAAAGCGUAUUACAGAUACAAUGAUAAUAAAUUAUGAAAAUCCAACUAAAGAUUGGCAACCAUUCCCUGUAAAAAUAAUUGAACAAUAUUCUACUUAUGAGCAAGCUUCAAAAAGAGAAAAAGAAAUAUUUUUACAAUCUUCUGAAUCAGAUCAAAGUGUAGGAAGAGGGAAACGCAAAAGAAAAAUGAAAUUUAAAAGAAAUGAUGCCCAUAGUGAUGAUAGUGACACUGAUAGUAGUGCAGCACUAACUCCAAUAAAAGUUAUGAAGGACCUAAACCAAACCACAAUUACUGAAAAUAAAUUGGACACAUUAUUUAAAACCCCCUUAAAUUUAGAUGCUGAACCGUUUGUAGCAAGUACUUCAUCUACUAAUAAUAUUGUUUCAGCGGCCAUGCAGAUAUUAUAUAACGAAUCAAGCAAUGAUAAUAUUUUUAACAUAAAUACUUUUGAAUCUGGUGAUAAUCAUAGUAACAUUAUUAUUGAUAAUUUACAUGAUCAGCCUACUGAUGACACUUCAAAUCUAUCUAUUAAUUAUAGAGAUAAUAUUGUAAACGAUAAUAAUAUGAUUUCAAAAAUAUUGGAAAAUGUUGUUGCUAUACAUGCAUAUGUAAAACGACAUGAUGCAAGAUUGGAUAAAAUUGAAAAAUUUUUACAGGAAAACAGCUAUAGUAGCUAUAAAUGUGAAAAGAAUAAAGUUUUUGAUGAUGAUUUUAUAGUACUAUUUCCUAUGAAAGAUAUAGAGGCUAUUACUAGUAUUAAUGAUAAAAUAAAAACUGACCCAACAUUUGAAUCUCAAAUGAGAGCUUUCAUUAAGACAAUUGGAGGAACUGAUACAAAAAAUUUUACGAAACGUGUAUUGCAUAGAUUAUUCACAAAUGAAUUGUCAUCAAAAUGUUCAUGGACAGGCUUUAAAUCAAAUUUCAGAUUAGAAAAUUUAAUGUUGAUUGAGAUUAUGAAAGAAAUAUCAAGAAUUAAUUUUAAAGGAACAGAUAUUUUAUUCGAAAAUCAUGUAAAGGACUGGUUUAGACAUGGUGCUCAACGUGUUUUGAGAGAUAAACUAAAAACCAGUAUCAUAGAUUAAGAAAACAAAGUCCGUUGGGUGUAUGUCAAGACGACAUUUUAUUCGGCACAUUCAAAGCCAAAUAAAAUUAUCAACUGCAAGACCUACAGAAAAAUAUAAUGCUACCAAAAAAAUAUUAUCUACAAAUAUAUCGUUAAAAAAAAUGAAUUAUUUGAUAAAGAAUGGAUUAAAUAUAAAUGGAAAAAUAUUCAUGUUUGAAAUAUCACAAGUGGUCUGCGAUGCACCUGCAAAGGCAUUUAUUCUUAACGUCAAAGGACAUAAUGCUUAUCACGGCUGUAGUUC